GCGCUGCUUUGGCUGCUUGCGAGAGGGGCAGCCAGUGGCAUAUUGCCGCUGCUCUGUUGGAGGAUUUCCACUUGCAGCUCCUUUCGCCUGAUGAUGGCGCAGCUGCAUCUGUUCUCUCAGCAUGCGGCAAGGCAGGUCGCUGGCCAGCAGCCUGCCAGCUGUUUGAGGCUCUUAUCAGGACCAAAGACAGAGGUCACCGAGAAGAG
Symbiodinium necroappetens is the source of this 206-nucleotide messenger RNA. The record is from the annotation of a GenBank genome assembly. Lineage: Eukaryota; Dinophyceae; Suessiales; Symbiodiniaceae.